GCAGUGCUAGAUGCUCCUAAAAGCCUUACUUAUCAGUAAGCAUAGGUUUGGGGAGGAAGUUUUAUUUGCUCUCCUAGAUGCUCUUGAAAGCCAAUGUCUAAGGGUGAGGCCACGUGGUGUAUUGCCCUCUGAAUUAAAGGCACACUACACCUAAAACAACACUACACCUAAAACAACUUUUGUAAAAAAAAUAUCACAUUCGGUUGUGUUUAAAUUACAGUCUGCCUUUGGGUUCAUCCAUGUUUUUUACCAUUAUUAGGCACUGGUUUAAAAGUUUCACUGAAUAUACGCUCCUCUUCAUUUAUAUAAAUAAAAAAAAGAGCAACUAGCCGUUUAAAAAAAUGAUUUCCUUUCAGGAGAAUUUGGGAGAAGAGUCUGUGAGGGUAGUAGGUAUUCAUUUCCUGUCACAACUCUGAGCAGAGACAACUAAAUUGUACUUUAGGGUAACUCUGCUGGUAACGAUAGCAGGAACAUUUUGCUUCCCCCCCUGCCACAAAAAAAUCCCUGCGGGCAGAAAAUGAGUAAUUAGGGUAUUAGCGUGUCCCAGUGAGAAGACACUACCUCACAACAAGAAAAUGAGACGCCGCAUCGCAGUGUUUCUAUAAGCGUGCUGUGGCGGCUCACUCUCGCGAUAUGAGACCUGUGACGCUACUGCGGGACUUUUAGACUGCGGUGUGGUUACUGUACCAGAAGAAAUAGCGGCGCUGUAAACUCAUGGCCGACUUGUAUCUAUACGAGUCUGUUCACUAUCGGCAUCAUCCUCGCUGGCUGCUUUCUGGCUGUGAGGAACGUGGGGAUGGUGUUACCUGCCUUGCGUGUGUUAUAGAGAUGAUGUCUGACGGGGCAGUUUCGAUUAUUCGUAAGAAGCAUGUGCUGUCCAGUUUUCAGAGUAUUCUGCGCAAUUAUGCAUCUUGCGUCACAGAGCUACUGACCAGCCAUGAAAGAGUUUGUACUCAGUUUAUAGGAACAUUUCUAGGUAUGCUACAGAAUGUUGAAGAUGCAGCUGUUUUAGACCUAGUUACUAAAAGUUUGGUACAGCUAAUAACUGAACUUCACCUAGAGCAGGUUUUACACCGUGUGCUGGAUGAGUGUGAGAAACGGUUAUGUGAAGUUACCAACUUGACCUUGAGCUUGUCACUAUUGUGCUUCAUGGGAAAGUUGCUAGAUGCCAUUCCAGAUCUUGCUGACUUAUUUGCAGCUACUCAUUAUGAACUUGUGGAAUACUUGACACAGGGAAUGAUAUAUCCUAAUGAAGUUGUGAAGGCUGCCAUCUGCUACCUGUAUGGGAAACUUUAUUCCGUACCUAGUGCUGCAGAAAAACUUUCUACUCAUUUCAGCGACAAACUCUGUGGCCUUUUUCUGGCCACUUUAGAAAAUGCACAGACAAAGGAGCUGCAAAUAAACUGUAUGGGGUUACUUAAGCAGUUGUUAAAAUAUGACCAUUUUGUUUCAAUGAUCAUGAAUGAAUCAGACAGUCCUGGUGAUUCAGAAAGCACACCAACGCUGGAAGCUCAAAACCCACUUCCUGUAGUUCUGAAAAAAGUUCUGUUGUCUAGAGAAGAAUUAUUACAGAUAGCUAGUGCACAAUGUAUUGCUGCUAUCCUUGUGCACUCACCAGCAAAAUAUGCACCAGCAUUUAUUUAUGCUGAUAUCCCAGAAUUUUUGUUUGAGAAUCUUUUAAGCACAAAUGAGGUCCUGAUCUGGUCACUCUAUAGCUGCCUCAUGUUAAUGACAGAGGAAAGGAUUUUCUUCUCCAAAUGUUAUUCAGUAUAUGGAAUUGAAUCUGUAGUGAGAAGUUUAAAAAACAUUCUUCCGAAGAACAAUAUUGAACUACAGAAGCAGGGAUUGUUAUUGCUUACAGAAAUACUUUCUAGGCAGCCAGUACAAAUCAAACUGUUUACUAAUCCAGGGAUUUUCAGAUUAACAUGUGAUGUGCUUCAGGAGGCAGUGAAUUGUCCUGUUCUUGAGGUUGUAAUAGAAGCCAACAGAUCAGCAUCUGCAUUUCUCAGGAAGGAUCACUUAAGCAUCCCAGUGCAGUACAUGGAAAUGCAGAACUUGCUCAGUAACAUUCUUCACCGUUGUGCUGAUGUGCCUCUUCCAGUGAUUAAGAAAAAAUUAGGCCAUUCAAUUAAUAGGGAUCAAACUAGAAUCAAUACACAACAAGGGCGUCUUCUGACUACUGCUUUGCAGAGUUUUCACAAUGCUUGUAGAUUGGCUUUUGAGUGUCAAAGUGACCCAUUAGCUCAGGAGAAUGCAUUCACAGCACCGACUUCUCAAAGUGAAGAGACUUUAGAGAAUUUUUCCUGCUUUCUUUUAAAGAUUUGUGAUCAACUGUGCAUCCCCACUGUCUUGAAGUAUUAUGAAAGAACUUUUAUUUCUGCAUCUAUGGAGACAUUUUUCCUUAUCCUUUGUGAUUUGUUUAUAAUUGCACCAUCCAUGAAGGAAGCAUUUUCUGUAAAACUGGCUUCUGUUUCGUUUAUUAGACUAGCUCUUAAAAUGAAGGCAUCUUAUCAUUUUGAGCAGAGGUAUCCUAAUUUGAACCAAGCUUGUUCAGACUUCCUGUGUAAUUUGUGCUGCACAUUGUGGAAGCUGAAAGUUGAGAGUGCUAAUUCUCUAAAUGAGGUAGCAGACCUAUUGCAAAGGCAUGUGAUCCACAUAAAUGGCACUAUAUCUGAAAAUAUUUGUGUUCUGCUGGAGUCACCAAAUUGCUGUACUACAAACAGAUCAUUAAGGAGUCACCAGUAUACACUGAUCAUUAUUUUUUUCAUUGCAUAUGUGUGGGAGGACAGGCUGGUACCAGAAACUGAUUUAUUCUUGGCAGUUUUAGGAUUUCUGAAUUCCACGCAGAGCAUAGGGGACAUACUUUCUCCAUGUGUUAUAAAAGCUGCCAUUUACCUUCUGGCAGUUUGUCAAGAUAAGAACCAAGCUAUGAGUGAGUCAGCAGCAAUUGGCAUCUGUAGAAUGCUUGAGAGCAUUGGUAACCUUCAACUCAUCUACUUUCAACAUCCUCUGUUUUUCAAGUUUUUCUUCUGCUAUCCUCAAUUAAUGGAAAUGUUUGGCCAAAGAAUAGCAGAGCUCUAUAUUUCUAUGCUAGACUGCAGUCAGAUCAGCGAGCUGGACAAAUACCAUCAAGUUUGCAAUCACACAAGUACCAAGGCCUGUAAUGUAUGUAAUUUGUCACCACUGAUGAAUAUUCUUGAAAGCAAUCCGAAAGCACUGCUCAUAUUACUGGUAUGUAUUACUUACAAGCUGUAGUAGAUCUGAUUUUCUCAUUGUGUGUCUUUAAUGCAUGCUAAU
This is a messenger RNA of Xenopus laevis (African clawed frog), 3297 nucleotides long. RefSeq names its product meiosis inhibitor protein 1-like (gene mei1.L). NCBI's taxonomy places the organism in Eukaryota, Metazoa, Chordata, Amphibia, Anura, Pipidae. The coding region runs from base 715 to 3255 and encodes 846 amino acids. The transcript is spliced from 20 exons. The record is from RefSeq and is a predicted model, not a curated record.